Molecule: messenger RNA, 5153 nt
Organism: Mycena citricolor
Lineage: Eukaryota; Fungi; Basidiomycota; Agaricomycetes; Agaricales; Mycenaceae
Source: the annotation of a GenBank genome assembly
AGACACUCCGAAAACAAAACGGGCCGCAGAGGGAAUUGAACCCCCGACCUCCUGCAGAAACGUUAGGCAACUGAGUCGUCUGAACCCAAAGCAGGAAUCAUGCUUCUAGACCAUACGGCCAUGGUAGGACGUCGAGGGCUAAAGGAUAUAAUAACGCGGCUGACAAUCAUCUACAGGUAGCCUUCUGGAUACUGACAUUUACUGUAGAAAAAUGUGAUAAGACUUGUUUCUCGUCGAGCAGGAGUAGUUUCCUUUGUUUGGCAUCGAUCAAGUAGACAAAUACAGCGUGACGCUAGUUCAGACCGCCCUGCACCGUGCACUAGCCCAUGCUCCUCCCACAUCCAUUAUCACGGCUUCACAUUGCCUAAUUACCCAUCUCCCAUCUCUCACCUGAAAUACAUUCACCUCCCGUCAUCUCUUCCUGAAUCCAUCUUAUUCCCACGACCCUCUCACCGAUGCCACUUUUCAUGCUCGUCCUGCGCCUCACAAUGGUGCUCUUGAACGUGUACGACACGUUCAAAGUCCUCAAAAUACCUAUUUCCCGCCGUAGCUCCGACGGGCUGCCCUCGCAGCGCUCCCUCGUGCAGCGGAAGAGGAAUAUGAAAGGAUGUUUGGCGGUUUGGAUUGUUUGGCUCUGCUUCAUGAUGUAUGAGCGCCUGGCGGAGGGCGUGGUCUCGCUCUUCGUCCCAUUCUACGAUGAAUUCAAGUCCCUCGCUAUUCUGUUCCUCAUUCUCACGAGAGCCAGGGGCGCCGAGCCUAUAUAUCUGCACUUCAUCCGGCCGCUGCUCAAGCCGUACACGUCGACGCUGGACACGGUCUUCGAUGUCGUGCGGAUGUUCGGUGAUAUUAUCUUCGUUGUGUCAACCUAUCCUCUCCGACUCGCCUCAGACUGGUGGCACCAUCUAUUCUACAGUGCAGAGGGCUCGGCAGACUCGGACGAACAGCAUCAUGGCGGACUGUACGCCGAGGUGCAGCACGCGCUUCAAUCGGUGUCAUCGCAGAUCCCGAUCAACGGCGCCCGUCGGCGCUCGAUAGGUCAUAUUCGGGAUCCCGCCCUCGGAGGUGCUCCUGAGCAGUAUUCACCAUCUCCUCCAGCUUACGCGGAGGUCGGGAGCGGCGCGACUAUGACCCCGCCGGUGAUGGCCCAUCAGAUAUGGCAUCCUCCGCCGGCCGCGUAUCACGAUGAAGACGUGGACUACCCGGGCUCGUCGCUGUCGUAUGUCGAGACGGACUCGGAGCGGAAAUCCCGCGAGCAGCACGAGGAAUGGAGACAGUACCCAGCCUUCCCGUCCGCUUAUCCUCCGACUCCCUUGGCGCCCUCGUCUUAUCGAACGCUGCCUACCGUCUCGACUGCCUCCUUGACGUCGUUCGCUCCCAUCCAGGAAGAGGAAGAAGAGCCGAUGUAUCCUGCCAUGCAGGGUUUUUACCAGUCGCUCCCGUCUCUGCAUGAUUCCCCGAGUUUCGGUCAUGCAACAAGAGACGCGAGCGACGAUAAACUCACCCCAGAAAUUCACGAUCAACACGGCGGCUCGCCGAAAAGUGCACCGCUGGAAGAUCUCAUGGAGGAAGAUGACGGCGAGGAAGAUGCGUUCAAUGUCACUCUGCAGACUCCCGGCGCCCUGGCUGUGCCAGACACAGUAAGGGUCACUCGAUCCAAGGCUGCGGCAGCCAAGACGACGACGGUUAUUCCCCUCAGCGCGAUGCCCUCUUUGAUGUCACGAUUAUCUUCGGAGACGUCAUCUGUGUCGGACGACACAUCACCUUUCGCAGGACGCAAACGUUCCCGCGAGCCCUUUGCCCCUCCAGAGGACCAGAAAUCCCCCAUCGCAAAAGACAUCGCACUGACUGACUCGGAAGUCGUCGUUCCCGUUACCUCGCCACCUUUCGCAGACGACAGUUCAGCUACCGCUUCGGAGGUGGAGAUGGAUGAGGACGGAGCGAGCGAGAGUGAGCCCUUGACGCCGUACGUCAAACGCAGGCGAGUUGCUUCUGCACCCAGCCGGAUUCAGCCCCGACGCACGACCCGUCAAAACGCACGAGAGCCGCCGGCUCAGACCUCAGUCACCGGAAAACCACGUGCCGCUCCUCGAUCGCAGACGACAGAUCUCGCUGGCGCCCGGGCGUCCACACGACUGGCUGCUGGGGCCGCCAUCAAGUCCAAAGCAUCCGAUCCCAAGUCUGUUACUGCGUCGGCAGAGACUGCUGCUGCUGCUGGUCGCGCUGGUCGCUACGCGGCGGGGACGAAGAGAUGAUUAUGAACGCCAUUCACUUCAUUUGUACAGUUAGGCACCCACGCACCAUUCAGGCAUAUUAUCUGCAUCUUAUGUAUAAACACGGCGAAUCUCCAAUAGACUCAUUCUUAUCGAGGUCCUGCGGGAUCUGAGUGCUUGGGUGUUGCCGACGGAGAGUUGAUGAUGUCGUUGUGGGUCCGGCAGAUGGAAAUAACUUGACUGAUCGUACUUGCAGCGCCCCAUCUGUCGGCCGUUAUGGUUGUUCCGAGGAGGAUCUGUCUGUUCGGAGAUUCCAGCAUCCGACAUCCAAUCUGUCUAAUCGAUCCACUUCAGCUCAACGCUGCUGACGGACUUCCCAUCGAAGAGUCCUUGGGUAGCGCCGAUGCUGAGUCAGCGGCGAAAUAUCGCCGCAAGCGGCUAAAAACACGCUCGACUCCGCCAGGGCUCCGGCGAUGUCGCUGAUGCACGCCACAUGUCGAGGCUCUCCACUCAUACACGCUGUCUCCGCGUGUCGGUCGCACUGUUUCACCGCCUGCGACACCUUGUCCGUCGGUACCUGAAGACGCAUGUACCCGACCCGGCUGCGCGUCUUCCCAACUCCCAUCCAGAUUUCCAGUGCACUGUGAAUCGCUCGUGCGGGCGGAAACCACACGCAAUCUGCCUUAUGCGGUUCAUAUAAGGUCUGCUACUCGUCGGAGCGUUCAGUCUGCUUGGGGGAUCGAGCACAACCGUCCGACCCCAAUGUCUUGCCCUCCCGAGUCCUCUUUGGGAUUAGACUUGCCUGGAAUCCAGGUCCCUCCCGGAAAUCCAUAGAUCCUCUCUUCAGUGGGACAACAGCUCCUGCCAUCUCAUUCAAGACUCUUGCCCCUCGACGAGCAGUAAUGCUUAGUGAUGUCUUUUCAUGAUGUCUCUCUACCAACAUGCGACCUGGGCUCCGGCUUGUUCUCGCUACACCUGCCUAAGGAGCGCCCGGCGAAGUUUUCCACUCGCUACUUGAAGGGCCACUUCGCGGUCCCGUACCGCGGCAAUUCGUCGUUGAUCUCGCUGUCCAUGAAGGAUUUCGAUCUGCCCUCUCAGGGCACUCGUGACAUCUCUGUUCUCCACACGAAGGAAUGUGGAAUCAAUGGAUGACGACCAGUGUUCAGCGACCGGACGGUUGGACGAAGAAACUUCGACUGUCUUUGCAUACGUCCCACUGGGUCAAUGUCUGUGCACGACACGGCUGAGGAUGGCUCCCGGUUAAACCUUGCUUAUAAUGGGCCUGAUAGGGUCUCAGGAUUUCCCGUUUGCUGUCCGCCUGAUCCCUGCUAUUCUCCUGACAAGAUCAUGUCGAGUGUUGUGGCCCUGUUUCUCCGUGGAAAAUAUCAAGGCCUCUCUCUGUGCAUCUUCUCGGAUUCUUGCGCUUGUCAAGUAGAUUCUUGUACGUAGUCAGUCGGUAGUCAGUACUUACAAGGUCGGCGAUGACACAACCGAUCUGACGUGAUCGUCUCUUCCACACAACACGGCCACACUGAACUUGAAUCCAAACCCUCAUGCCGAUUCCCUGGGAAGCCUUGAUCCCAACCGGUCUCCUCGUCACCAUGUUCGGCGUGACCGGCACGCUGGCGAAUGUCACCUUCCGCGCGCAGAACCUCUGGAAGCCUCCGCGGUACGGUUUGGAGGCGUGGGACGAGAUGAUGAUGGCGCGGGACUACCACUUGACGGGACAUAACCGAGGGCAAACGUCGGAUCCAGUAAUCCCUCCUAGACAAAAAUAAACUGUUCUUCAAUCGCAUGUCGUGUUACCAUCCAUUCGAGUGUCGCAUGCAAGACCCGAGCUACGAUGUCGCUCACUCGCAUUCUUGCUUCGUGAUUCGACUUCUGACGAUGCAUGAAUGCCUGGAUAGCGUCGCUCUGCUCAUUUGUAUCGCGCCUACUUUGGACCGGACGAAUACGGCUCGGCCGCAACGAACGCUGUGCUUGGCGAACACGUAUAUCUGGGCCACUGGUUGAAAGCUGUUGAUUUUGGCUCUUUGUGCUGCGCUUGCUCUACUUCCCAUCGACUUGUGUCCCGCAAAUCCUUGAUCUGUCCUGUUUACUAUUCAGUUGGCUCACUUGCCCUUGUCUUGAGGGUACGGUGUGGAUAAUUGACUGGGACUGAUACUGCUCCUUACCUCGGAGCUCAAUCGAGAUGCAAUUUCAUCUUGCUCGCUACCCACCUUGAAUGCGUUGUAAUGCUAGCAUGUGCCAGAUGUCACGGAAGUUGUUUAUAUUUGAUUACCCACCACUUUUGCCUUUGAACCACCACCACCAUGGCCGAACUGGCUGCUCAACCCAACCCUGCUCUCAUGAGUGCAUUGUUGACAGCUGUGGCAGACAACCUGAAGGACUUGAGUGAUCAAGUUGCCCUGCUCAACAAUGUCCCUGUCAUGGACCUAAGCCCUCAACUUCAACAGCUUGUUUUGGCAGUCAACCAGCUCACAGUCAGAGUUAAUGACAACCACCAGGAUCUAGUUCGGAGGCUUGAUAACAUCCACACUACCCUGGCCCUUCAGCCCAUGCAACUUGCAAAUUCAUCAGCUGGACCAAAUGGCCUUCUUGUUGGGCCAAACUUAGCCCCACUUGCUGAUCCUCACCCACAAACUUGUGAAGUCUUGCUCAAAUUUACAAUUGCUCAGUGUCAGGCAUCCACUGCUGCAUUUAUUGCUGAUGGCUAUAUACUUCAAGUUCAUCCGAAUGGCACUCAUCUUGUUAUUCACCAACAACAACUUGCUCUUUUCCUUGGUGUCUGUGUGUAAAAGUGUAGAGAUGAGUACUCAUGAUGAGCCUUAUUAAGCAUGUUAUAUUGUUACUGUUCUUGUUCUUGCUGCUACUUGCUUACAAAUGAAAUGCUUGUGUAUAUUGAUAUCUUUGACCUAUAUCUACUUUUUGGCAUUCAGUUGA